Molecule: messenger RNA, 2616 nt
Organism: Eucalyptus grandis
Lineage: Eukaryota; Viridiplantae; Streptophyta; Magnoliopsida; Myrtales; Myrtaceae
Product: crossover junction endonuclease EME1B
Exons: 12
Coding region: 132-1757 (541 amino acids)
Biological process (GO): DNA repair
Cellular component (GO): nucleus; Holliday junction resolvase complex
Molecular function (GO): nuclease activity; DNA binding
Source: RefSeq, a predicted model, not a curated record
UUUGCAAACUUGCCACGGCGUCUCUCCCAGCAAUUUGGCGCUCGAAAGAUCGCUGUUCGAUUUCAAGCUCUUCUGCAAUCGCUUCGCCUGGCCUCGCCUCCCCUCCGAUCGGAAAACCUCCCGCCCCGAAAAUGUCCGACCCGAUUCUCCUCUCCGACGAGGAAGACGACCGCAUCGUGCUCUGCACCCCCACUCCGGUCCCCUCCCGGAAGCACCGCCGCGUAGGGGCCGGGGCCGGCGCCUGGCCGGAGCCGACGGUCCUGGUCGUGGACGACGACCCGACGCCGCGGAAGCCGGGCCCCGCCUCCGCCUCCACGCCCUCGUUCGUGGCCGAGACUCCGAUGUCGGACGUCGCCGUCGUGAAGUGCGCCGCGAGGGCGGGCUCUUCCGCGGGCGACCAGGCUAGGGCUCCCGAGGCUCCUCCGGAACGCGCCGGUAUGAGCAGGCUCAUUUUUCUGGAAUCUGAUAAUGAGUCUGAUGGCUUUCUCGGAAGUGGGCUAUGGAAGGGAAAUGGGACCAGUUUCGCUUCUCAUGCAGUAAAAGAUUUUGGACAUGGCAUAAAUUUUGUAGAUUCCACAGAUUCUGAUGGGAAUGAUGAUCUAAUUCAAACAUCUGAAGGUGGUGCAUGUCCAGCACAAUUGCCAUGUGAUGUGUACACUUACCAGGUACAUGAUUCUCCCGACAAAGAAAAUUUUGGCAUAGAGCAGGUGGACGAUGAGCCAAAACACCCGACUGGAAGUAAAUCAUAUGCUGAGGAGAAAGAUAGUGCCCAGCAGAUGGAUUGGAAGUCAAAUUGUCAAAGCAAAGCAAAACAAAAUGCUCAGAAGAAGGAUGAUACAAAUAAAGCAAAAAAGAAGAAGACUGACGAGGAGAAGAUUAGGAUGAAGGAAGAGAAGAAACGGAAGAAAGAGGAAGCCAAAUUGCAACAAGCCAUCAUGAAGGCUGAAGCUGCAGAGUUGAAGAAGUUGCACAAAGAGAAGCAAAAAUGGGAGAAGGGGAAAUUUGCAUUGAAGUCCAUUGUAGCAGAAAUAGAUGCAAAAGUGGUUGAAAUGGGUUCGAUUGGAGGACAUCUUCUUUCUAGGUUUACUGAUAAAGGACUUACGUUCCGCGUAAAGGCGAAUCCAAUUGAAAGAUCAAUCUUGUGGACCAUGACAGCUCCAGAACAUUUAUCACAGCUUUGUCCCAAAGAAACUGUUAUUUCAUACAUAAUACUUGUAUAUGAGGCAGAAGAAUUCUGCAAUCUCGUUUCAAGUGGGUCCCUUGUUGAUCAUUUAAAUGGAAUCCGUAGUCUUUAUCCAUCUCAUACAGUGUGCUACCUCACGAAUAGGUUGAUGGCAUACAUUAACAAAAGGGAGCAGCAACAGUACAAGAACCCAGCCAGUAAUGGUUGGCAACGACCACCAGUCGAGGAGGCAUUAGCCAGACUGACAACACAUUUUGCUAAGGUGCACUCAAGGCAAUGCAUAGAUGAACCUGAAGUAGCUGAGCACAUUGUUGGUCUAACAUGCAGUCUAGCCUCCUGCCAAUACAGAAAGAAGUUAACACGGCUUUCUGUUAAUGCCAAUGGAUCCAUCAUUCCUAAGGGUUCUCUUGACAGGAGCUUAAUUAAAAAUAACUGCUGGUUGAAAGCGUUGAUGGCUGUUCCAAAGGUGCAGCCACGAUUUGCUGUGGCUAUAUGGAAGAAGUAUCCAACCAUGAGAUCUCUUUUGAAUGUCUACAUGGAUCCAGACAAAACUCGAACAAUUUCUCAGGAGUGAAAGUAGUGGACAAGAGGAUUCUUGAAGAUGACCCUGUCCAUGUGAACUGAAUUGCCAGAAAGAAACAAAUAUCUCCAUUGAAGGAUUGGAAGGAGUGUUCAGAUUGGGCUGACCAUGAACUUCUUCCUAUGUUUUCCAGAACGUUGCAUCCUGCAUAUUAUGCUUACAAUUUGUUUUUAUGCAUCAUUUCUUCAUGUAGGACUUCUUUCUAGUCUCAUUUGACUCUGGAAAUCCUUUUCUCUAGACUUUAUCCAAAGAGACCAGAAAUACAUGACAUAAGUUUUGAAUCUUUUUUGUUUUUUUGCCGCAGGAUAAUUUUCUUACUAGGACAAUGAAGUUCUUUUUAAAAGUUAAAUUUACAUGAGGAAUGAAAGGAAGGAAGGCCUUUUAAUUUGUUUUUAUGUUACCAAGUGUUGAAGGAGAAGCUGAGGAGCAAAAGUGGCUAGCAUUCUCUUUAAUGUGGUCUAGUGGAGAGUAGUAGGAAAGUUUAUUUAAAAUUUAGUUAAAAUGACCUAAAAACAGAUGCUCUGACUCCAUUACAUUCUAUAAAGAUUUUGUUACUCGUGGUCUCCAGGAAUAAUGAGUCUCCUACUUGUCUCUACUGCUCUUCACUUUUGGCUAUUUUAAUAGCGAAUGUGAUUUGUCUUUGACUUGGUUCUUGACCAAUGAAGCUUACUGAUUUUGUGCUUAAAUGCUUUUACAUCUCUGAUCGCAGGUACAUGAAAAGGAAUUUCACCUUAAGGACUUGACAACUGAAGGAUUACUCGGUGAAGACAGAAGAUUAGGCGAGGUGUGUUCUAAAAGAGUGUACAGAAUACUCAUGGCUCAAAGUAGCAGCAUAAGGACUGAGGAUGUGGAG